AAAGACAUGUUAAAAUACAUUAUAUCCAGUUACAUGACAUUGACUUAGUGUCUUGUGUCUUCAUUAAGAUGUGAACAUGAUUAACUGUUAGAGCGUGAUAUAAAAACAUUAAAUGUAAAAUAACAGCAUGCGCUGGAUCAAGUGCAAUUCCCUGUGCUCCUAAAUUAGUGAGUGACGAAGAUUUUUUCGUAAUUAAAAUAGUUAGUAAUGUACAUAUCUGGUAGAGAAAAAUCUGGCAACCUUAGAGCCAUGAACUACAUGCAGGUUUAUUAUAAUAAUAUAAAUGAAGAACCCAUAAUACUGAGUUAAGAAGCUGCAGAACACGACUCUGAAUACGAGGAAUUUUCCCUGUUUACAUGUUGAUGUUCCUUUUGGACUUAAGUCACUGAUUCUGAAUACGGCCCACUGUAAUAGUUGUGACUCUUGAACACUAUUUCUGUAACUUUAAUGUUCAUUAUGACUUCACCACUUAAAUAUCUGUGUUUUAAUGUAGAUCAUGAAGCUGAGAAUAGUGAUGACACCAUUACAGCUGAUCAGAAGACAGUUAUACUGACAGACAGUGUGAGGUUGGUGAAUGGUGGAAGUCGCUGUGCUGGGAGAGUGGAGGUUCUUCAUGAUGGACAGUGGGGAACAGUGUGUGGUUCUGCCUGGGAUAUGAAAGAUGCUGCAGUGGUGUGUAGAGAGCUGCGCUGUGGGGAGGCUGUAGAUGUGCAUUAUUGGGCUGAGUUUGGACAAGGAUCAGGAGAAAUCUGGAUACAUGAUGUGUACUGCAGAGGAUCUGAGUUGAUGCUGAACAAUUGUAGCUCACAAGGGAAGCAUGACUGUGAGCAUGUUGAUGAUGCUGGAGUCACCUGUUCAGGACAUAUAAAGCCGAGACUCAUUGCUGGUCCUCACCAGUGCUCUGGGAGAGUGGAGGUGUUUCUUGGACGUUCCUGGUCCACAGUGUGUGAUGCUGACUUUGACCAGCAGGAUGCAGAGGUUGUGUGUCGAGAGCUGGACUGUGGGAUUCCUGUGGAGGUUCUGGGAUCAGCUGCUUUUGGACGAGGGGAGGGUCAGGUGUGGACAGAGGAGCUUCAGUGUAGAGGAAACGAAUCUGAGAUUUACUUCUGUCCAACAUCAUCUUCACUCAAACACUCACACUGUUCCCAUGACAACGAUGUGGGAUUAAUAUGUUCUGGUCACACAGAGGCGCGGCUGGUGAACGGACCGGACUCCUGUUCUGGUCGAGUGGAGCUCCAGUACCUCGGUGAGUGGGGCACAGUUUGUGCUGUAGGCUGGGAUAUGAGAGCUGCAGAUGUUCUGUGUGCACAGCUGGAUUGUGGGAGUGCUGUGGCUGUGGUGGAGGUGGACUGGUUUGGGGAGGGGAGUGGCCACAUCUGGGCUGAUGUGUUUGAUUGUCAGGGGAAGGAGACACACCUAUCACGAUGUGGCGUCUCAUCAUGGAGUCGAGCUGCGUGCUCUCAUAAACACGACGCUGGAGUCAUCUGUAAUGGAUCAUCCAUGGUGUUUCAUGAGGGGCGAGUGCGGUUGUCUGGAGGGAGAGAGUGUCAGGGGGAGGUGGAGAUUUAUUUCAGGCAGGACUGGAGGAGAGUUCUCCUGGACUCGUGGAGUCUGUCUGAGGCGUCUGUGCUCUGCAGACAGCUGGGCUGUGGCUCUGUGCUGAACUACCGCUCCUCUCCAUCCACCACUGAACACAAACACAUGUGUGUAACGGGUUUCAGCUGCUCUGGGAGUGAAGCUCAUCUGGGGAACUGCAGCAGGCCACAAGCUGAACCUGUCAACUGCAGCUCUGGGGAACAGCUCUACAUCACCUGCUCAGGUAAACAUAAUAAAGACCCCCGCUCCAUCAGGUUGGUUGGUUCUGGGGGAGACUGUGCAGGAAGGCUGGAGGUUUUCCACAGCGGCUCGUGGGGGACAGUGUGUGAUGACUCGUGGGAUAUUGAGGAUGCCCAGGUGGUGUGCAGACAGCUGCAGUGUGGAGUGGCCCUCAGUACCCACAUACCAGCCUGGUUUGGUCCUGGAACUGGGUCCAUAUGGCUGAAUGAGGUGGAGUGUGAGGGGAACGAGACGUCCCUGUGGAACUGCAGAUUUCAGCUGUGUGAAGAGGGUGAAUGUGGACACCAUGAGGACGUAGGAGUCGUCUGCUCAGAGUUUAAAGAGAUCCGACUCUCAGAGGGCUGUGAGGGGAAUCUGGAAGUGUUCUACAAUGGAACCUGGGGUAAUGUGUGUUACAAUCAGAUGGAGCUAGAAACAGCAGAUAUGGUGUGUCGAGAGCUGAACUGUGGAAGACUAAAGCUUUUGGACUCGGCCAUAGCGAGAGUCGAAUCUGCUCCUAAUUGGUUGGAUGAACUGAAAUGUAGGAAACACGACUCUAAUCUGCUGAAGUGUCCAUCUUCACCCUGGGGACAGAACAGAUGUGAUAAUCGUGAUGAAGUGGCUCGUAUUACCUGCACAGAAGAUGGAACGUCUCUACGUACUCAUGGGACAUGUUCAUCAUUUCCUCUUCAGAAAUACUGCUCAAAGCACUGGUCUCUCAGGCUGAGUGGAGGAAAGGGAAGCUGCUCUGGGAGGUUGGAGGUGUAUCAUAACUCUACGUGGGGCUCCGUUUGUGAUGAUCGGUGGAACAUCAGGAACGCUCAGGUGGUGUGCAGACAGCUGGGCUGUGGGUCGGCGCUGAGUGAUGAUAGGAAUGUUUGGUUGGGUUCUGGUGAAGGGACUAUCUGGAUGAACAGAGUGAAGUGUCGAGGGGAUGAGAUUCACCUGUGGGACUGUCAUCAUUCCCUGAAGAACCACACUGACUGCUCUCAUGCUGGAGUCACCUGUGCAGACAUAUCCACCAUGUCCACUGCUACACCCACCACCACCACCACCACCACCACCUCCACCACCACCACCAAAUCAGUAAGAGCCAAUCCAAACCCUGUGUCACCUGGAGCUCCACCCACCCCUCCACUGGUUCUCUUUGUGUUGGGAACGCUGCUCUUCCUGGCCUUAGUGCUUCUGCUGGUACUGUUUUACCAGAACAGAGUUCUCAGGAGAGUUGUCUCUAGGACGAGGCGUAAGACUGAGCCUGAGGCAGUCUAUGUGGAGAUCAACCACAGAUACAUGGCUAGAAGAAUCACGAGCUUCACUCAAAGAGGAAGUCUCCUCUCUGAAGAACAGCAUUCUGGGUAUGAGGAUGUGGAUGAUGAGCUUCUCUCAGAGGAUGAAGCUGAGAAUUAUGAUGACGCCAUUACAGCUGAUCAGAAGUCAGUUAUACUGACAGAGGACGUGUCCGAGAACUAUGAUGAUGCAGUUACCACUGAAACAAACCCAAACAUCAUCACAGACAAUCCAGAAGAUUAUGAUGAUGUCAUCACUGAGGAACAGGAUGUAGGAGAGACAGAAGAAUAUGAUGAUGUGGAGGAGAAAUCUCAGAAAGACAGGGACCAUGUGACUGAGACACGCCCCCAAAGGCCUUUUCUCAGGAAAUUACAUUUCAACUUUUAUAAACACAAAAAAUGAUUUUAUUUUACUUCCAAUAAUUUCAUUCAUUCUGAACCAUGUUCAUUUUCUCACCUUGUUAUUAGCAAAUAGAUUAGGGAGAGUUAAAUCACCUCCAUUAUUACUGAACCAAAUGUUUCCAGCUUUCCUUUUACAACACAUUUAGUGCUAUAAGUCAUAGUGAGCUUAAAUAUCACUGACACACCACACCUCAUUUAUCUCACCAGUUUAUUCCAUCCAAAUGGCCAUAAUGUUCAUUUCAAUCUUUUGGUGAAACAUCUGAUCUUAUCAUUCAUGUCUAACUGAAACUUGGGAAUCUGUUAUUCAGUGUUUUUAGAAAUGAGUUAAUUACAUUCCACUUGUCAGAAGGACCUGAAGAACUUGUUUACUACACAUAUUAAAAUUCUUACAAGCCAGAAAUAUGCAACUUUUUAAAUAGAUAAAGAUUUUCACAUACUGCUCAGGUUAUUGUUUUAUAUAUUUUAAGAUCUAAUUCAAUAUUCUAUGUUUUUUCUGUUGAUUUGGUCUGAAUUUUAAGCAGUGUACAUGUGACGUGCUAUUACAUCACACCUGAAUGAUAAAAUAUUUUAUUCUUUUAACAGAGAAUGAGUGCUGAUUAUAAUAAUUAUACCACACUGUGGAUAAAUCCUGGUAAAUAGUUACGACUGUAACAUAAAUGAUAAGUUUUUAUUAAUGUGCUUGUUCUAAUAUGUUCUCUUUUCUACAGUAACAUCGUUCACAGAGACUUGUACGAUGCAAGCUACUCAUUAUCUAAGCCUAAAUUAAACAGAUUUAAAACCUGUUACAGAGAAUAGUGUAUCAUCAUUGAUUGUGACGUUUUCUGUUAGGAGACAUUUAUUUAACAUUUAUAGAAAGAGUCUUGAGAACCAGCUCUUUGUUACAGACAUUAUUUUAGCAGCUGCAGUUAAAGUAAUCCUGAAAGUCGGGGUGUUGCAGCACCAUCAGCAGCCCUACUUCCUGUCUCUUUGGAUAUAAUGGGAAAUGGACAAGGAAUUUCAAUAUUUUGUCUAAAUUAACAAUAUGCAAAUAAAUAUAACAUUUUGUUUUCCACAGUGAGUAAAUAUUGUGCCUUAUUCCUAGCUUUAUUGACUUUUUCACUAUUUUUUCAUGUAUUUUUUCACUUUAACAAGUGUUAAAUAAAAGUGCUUUUAUAACAUAAUGUGAUGAUGUGAUUUGAGUGUGUGGCUCUUGUAGUGAUGAAUCUGUGGUCAGUGUCAGGCAAUAAAAAUAAAUAAAUAUUUA
This is a messenger RNA of Hemibagrus wyckioides, 4746 nucleotides long. Its product is annotated as antigen WC1.1-like. Lineage: Eukaryota; Metazoa; Chordata; Actinopteri; Siluriformes; Bagridae. The record is from RefSeq and is a predicted model, not a curated record. The transcript is spliced from 17 exons. The coding region runs from base 448 to 3504 and encodes 1018 amino acids. Gene Ontology annotation, cellular component: membrane.